Carica papaya (papaya) is the source of this 2684-nucleotide messenger RNA. Its product is annotated as transcription factor GAMYB-like. NCBI's taxonomy places the organism in Eukaryota, Viridiplantae, Streptophyta, Magnoliopsida, Brassicales, Caricaceae. The record is from RefSeq and is a predicted model, not a curated record.
GAAGAAAGAGAGAGAGAGGGGGGAGAGAGAGAGAGCUAAAAAAAAGUAAAAAGGAAGCAGUGCAGAGCUGGUCCUCUCUCCUCUUCUGUCUCUCCUAGAUUUGCUCUGCUGCUGCCAUCUUCUUCCUCUUAUCACUUUAGGUUUAUCGUUUCAAUUUCAAGAAUUUGUUCAAAAUCCCAAUCUCUACUCUCUUAGCUCUCCCUCUUCUCAUCUGAAACUCCUUCUCUCAAAACCCUAUUUCAUUCCUCCCUAUGAUUGGAUAUCCUGCUUCCAUUUUCACUGAUCACGGUUAAGAUCAGGGUUUUUCAUCCUGUUUUGUCUGCGUAUACAUCAUUUUCUUCGGUUUUGUUUUCCUAUUUUACUAAAAAUGAAGGUUCGCUGGAUCUGGAUAUACGUUGUCUUGUGUUUCACUGUGAACUUGAUUAUGUAGCUAUGAUAGUCCACGAGUACAACUUGUUUUGGAUUGAGGACAACUUUGCACUUCGUCGUAAAUGCAUGUUUUCAGUGUCGAGUUGUGGUUUCUUGCAUCAGUUGUGUGCUGUGCGUUACUGAUUUUUCUUAUAUUUGUCGUUAAGUUUUGGCAAGCGUGGAAAAUUGAACGUAGUAGUGGUUUUGAUUCCAAUUAGAGGUUUAUUGAGGCUUGUUCGACCUCAAUUCCUCAAAGAUUUGUUUUGUAUUUUGUGGGAUUGGGGUUUAAGGGGGUCAUCUCUGGAAUUUCAAGCUUUCAAUGCAAUGAGAUUUUAGGUCUGUGUGGUUAACCUGGUCAACACUUGUUUGAGUUUCACGGAUGUCAGUGGAGCUCAUCUCAUUCAGGCAAAAUCAAGGUGAUAACUAGCAUGUUUAAUGAGAGUGAGGUAAGAUGCCUAAGGGUCAUCGUGAAUCACUAUCUGUUCAAGAGGCCAGCACUAGAGAAAAUUCAGAAGGGGGUGUCCAUUUGAAGAAAGGCCCUUGGACUUCAGCUGAAGAUGCAAUUUUGGUUGACUAUGUCAAUAAACAUGGUGAGGGGAACUGGAAUGCUGUACAGAAGCACUCAGGACUUUCUCGGUGUGGGAAAAGUUGUCGCCUACGAUGGGCAAAUCACCUAAGACCAGAUUUGAAAAAGGGAGCAUUUACUCCAGAGGAAGAACAGCAUAUCAUUGAACUCCAUGCUAAGUUGGGUAACAAGUGGGCUCGAAUGGCUGCAGAGCUGCCUGGGCGUACAGAUAAUGAGAUAAAAAACUACUGGAAUACAAGAAUGAAGAGGCUGCAACGUGCUGGCUUACCAAUUUACCCUGAAGAUGUGUGCAUGCAAGUGCUGAAUGGGGCACGAGAAAGUCAAAACAUGGAUAUAUUGCCAAAUGGUGAUACAUGUUCUCUUGAUGUCCUGCAUACUGACAAUUUUGAGAUCCCUGACGUGGAAUUCAAAAACUUAGAACUUAAUCGAGGAUUUUUAUCUUAUUCACCAACAUUUCUUGAUAUUCCUGGGAGCAACAUGCAAAAACAAGGUGUUAGUUCAUCCGGUAGGUACAACAUGAUGUUCCCAACUAUUACUCCCAGCAAACGGCCUCGAGAAUCAGAGUUUGUUAUGGAUAACGACACUGAUGGUGGUGUUCUUCCUUUUAAUCAGUACAUGAAUUAUGAUCAUGAGAAGAUCAAUGAUCCCUUUGGGUUGUCUUAUUCCUACCAUUCUGAUAGCAGCUCUUGUGAUCAGUUGGUCUUACUAAGUGUUCCUGGCAGCCAUGCCCUUUUAAAUGGCAAUUCUUCUUCUUCAGAGCCCAUAUACGGGGCUAUGAAGUUGGAGCUCCCUUCACUCCAAUAUUCAGGUACUCAACAAGAUAGUUGGGGAACACCUGCGUCCCCACUGCCUUCACUCGAAUCUAUUGAUACUUUAAUCCAGUCCCCUCCAAAAGAUCAGACUCGGUCAGAUUGUCCAUCACCUCAGAAUAAUGGUCUGUUGGAGGCAGUUCUCUAUGAAUCAGAGGCUCGGACAAGGUCAAAGAACUAUCAACAUAAGCAGGCCUCGAAUACUCCUUACAUGUUUGGUGAUAGUAUGGAUGGUUCACCUUUGAAUCUCUGCAUGAUGGGACAGGAAGCACAUGGUGACCCAAACUCUCCUUUAGGUCAUUCUACAAUAUCAGUUCUCAGUGAGUGUACUCCUGUCAAUGGAACCCUAUCAGAUGAACACCAGUCUGCUGAGACUAAGCCAGGGUAUGAUAUUAAGCCAAUGAUAGCGUAUGCUGUCAAGCCUCUGGCUUCGUAUUCACCUACAGUCCAAACUGUUGAAAAUAUAGGAAAUUCCGAUAACUUGAAUUGGCUCGCUUAUAGCAUGGCAGAUCUAAAAAAUAAGUCGAUUCCGAGGGAUGCUAUAGGUGUACUUCUUGGUGAGGAUUUCGGCGGCAACGGCUAGCAUACGGGUAGUAUGAACGUGAAAUCUUGGCCUCUGUUAAUGGUUGCUUGAGAAGAAUUCUGUUAAUGGUGAAUUCUACAAACAUGGAGAGAUAAGUUUGGUUAAACUAGUGUUUCGGAACUUGUUCGGUUACUUGGUUUUCGAGAUUGCAGGUUGGUUUUUGUGAACUGGAUGAAACUUUUUGUCUACAGAAUGAUGUUGGUCUCUGUCAAUGCAACUGAAUGUUUUCCAAUUAUGAACUUUUGGGUUGACCUCUUCAGCCUUCGUGCUUUCUAUUUAUGAGGACCUUUAUUUAGCA